AUGAUUGCAGACAGUUGCGAAUUUGGAUCAACAAAAUAUUUCUUAUUGUGUGGAGUUGGUGGUAUUUUAUCAUGUGGAAUAACUCAUACAAUGAUAACACCUUUAGAUUUAGUCAAAUGUCGUUUGCAAGUAGAUUCUGCAAAAUAUAAAAAUUUGAUUCACGGUUUCAAAGUUACCGUUGGUGAAGAAGGUACCAGAGGUUUAGCCAGAGGAUGGGCACCUACUGCCAUUGGUUAUUCUGCUCAGGGUCUUUGCAAAUUUGGAUUUUACGAAGUAUUUAAAUGCUUGUACAGUGAUGCUCUUGGGGAAGAAAAUGCUUACGUUUACCGUACUUGGCUGUAUUUGGCUGCUUCUGCUUCUGCAGAAUUCAUCGCAGAUGUUGCUUUAAGUCCAUGGGAAUCAGCUAAGGUUAAAAUUCAAACAACUCCCGGUUACGCUUCAACACUUAGAGAAUGUGCUCCGAAAAUGAUGAAAGAAGAAGGAUUGAACGCUUUUUACAAGAGUUUGGUACCACUCUGGAUGAGACAGAUACCGUACACCAUGAUGAAGUUUGCUUGCUUUGAAAAAACCGUCGAACUUCUUUACAGAUACGUCGUACCAAAACCUAGAGAUCAAUGUACCAAAGGUGAACAACUUCUUGUUACAUUUGCUGCCGGUUACAUUGCUGGUGUUUUCUGCGCCAUCGUUUCACAUCCGGCGGAUACGGUAGUUUCCAAAUUGAAUCAAAACAAAGAAGCCACUGCUGGUCAAGUGUUGAAAGAUCUUGGAAUGUUCGGUGUUUGGAAAGGUUUGGUACCGAGGAUUAUCAUGAUCGGUACUUUAACAGCUGCUCAAUGGUUCAUAUACGAUGCAGUUAAAGUUUAUCUUCGCCUUCCAAGGCCUCCUCCACCAGAAAUGCCAGAAUCCCUUAAGAAAAAACUUGAAGCUGCUGGAAAGCUUUAA
This is a messenger RNA of Pediculus humanus corporis (human body louse), 942 nucleotides long. Its product is annotated as phosphate carrier protein, putative. Gene Ontology annotation, cellular component: mitochondrial inner membrane. The record is from RefSeq and is a predicted model, not a curated record. The coding region runs from base 1 to 942 and encodes 313 amino acids. Lineage: Eukaryota; Metazoa; Arthropoda; Insecta; Psocodea; Pediculidae. The transcript is spliced from 6 exons. Gene Ontology annotation, biological process: mitochondrial phosphate ion transmembrane transport. Gene Ontology annotation, molecular function: phosphate transmembrane transporter activity.